CAGCAGUUUUCUUCCAGCAGACUGGGGAAGGGGAUGAAAGGGGCAAAGAAGAGGAAGUUGGCCUGUUUCAUUGUGUCACCACUGUCUACCAAGCUACCAAUGCAAAUGCUAUUAACAAAUGGUUUGUUUAAAAUCUGUUUGAAUCUUCCAAAACAUGGUUAAUAUGAUUUUUUGUCUUGCUAACCAGAAAAUAGUUCAUUUUAAACUGCACAGCAACUUAGAUUUUAUUUUUUAAAAUAUAUCCAAAAAAGUGGAAAUUAUUUGCUUCGGAAAGAAAGACAUCAGCAAGACAACACAUGACAAGGAGUGAGUCACUCUCAUGCUGCUAGUCAUUUCCCUAAAGGCUCCAAAUGUGCUAAGUUCUUUCCUCCUGUUUUUAUAUGUCACAAUUGUAAAUGUAAAUAUGUUUUAUUGGAAUUUAAUUUAACAAAUCAACACAAAGUACUGCAAGAGUGUGAAUUUUUUAUGCAUAUAAAUCUGAAAAGUUUGAAGAGAAUUUGUAUUCCGUCUCCCUGUGCCAAUACUUUGUAGAACCAUAAUUGUUCUGUACAAAACGGCUCAAGAUCUGUCAGAUGUGAUGUAGAGCAUCUGUAACUGGCACAUUUCAAGUAUUGUCACAUAUUCUCACUUGGAUGUUCAUUUGGAAUUGAAUUAGGCUAUACCAACAGGUAAAUAUGCUUUGAACUAAGCCUCUCUUGUGGUUCUGGCUGUAUGCUUGAAGGUAAAUCUCAGUCCUAGUUCCGAGUUGUUUGCAACCUUUAACAGAUUUUCUUCCAGGAUUGCCGUGAACUAAGCUCCACCUUGCUUCUCUGCAGGCAUGAGGUUAUCACCAACAUGUUUUACACAGGUGAGGGUGAAUUUAAGGUGAUAUACUGCAAUAGAUGUCUGAUAUUGCAAUGCAUUUUGCAGAAAGGUAAUUUUGGUCUCACCUUACCAGAGCAACUUUUACACCUGUUGGCUUUGGCUUUGUAGUAAGAAAUAAACAGGACUUUUCAGGAAUUUUUUCAACCAUUUCUUUUUUCAUCUUACUAUUCCAUGGAGGUCAAUUUUGUGGUGUGCAUAACAAGAAUAGUUGUCUUAUCAACAGAUUGUGUUUGUUAAGCUAAGGAUUUCCAUGUGUUUAGGUGGAUGGUCAUGUCUUAGGAGGUUUGCAUUUAAUUAAACAGAGCUCUGUGGGGAGUUUAAAUCUUGGAGUUGAUCUUAUAACUGUAAUUGUAUUGUUAUUAAAAUGCAUCGAGGUGGAGUAUAGCAGUCGGCUGGCUGCAAUGGAUUUUAUUUAGACUUAUCAGAGUAAAGGGGUUAAACACUUUUCCAUGCCACACUUUUCAGAUUUGUAUUUGUAAAGAAAAUAGAAUAUCUGUUGGUCUGUAACAAAAAUUAUAAUACAAUGGUUUGUUUUUCAUUGUGUGAAAAGGUUCAAGGGAUACAUAUACUUUAGCAAGGUAUUGUAAUGAACCUCCAGUGUUGAUGAUAAAAGGUUGUAGAAAACUUUCCACAGCAAUAAGACUAUAAAAACAAUAUCAAAAAUGAUUAAUAGUUAACCUGUCUGACACUGAAGUUUUGCCAUCUGGCAACAUAUAGAAAUGCCAGUAGGUCACUACUGAAAGGAAAGCACAACAGAAAAACAUAUUAUUUGAGUAUUUUAACAGGAAAGCCUUCUCUGUCCUCUAAGACUAUUCAAGAAACAUUCUGAAUGUUUAGUGUGUCUCAUGUUUAGUGGGUGAAAAUGAAAGCAUUGUUCCACAUAUUUAAACUAAAACAAAUAGGCAAAAUCAGGUGCAAAACCCUGAACAUUGAACCUUUGGAGAGUUGCCACCUUCAACUAGUACUUAAGACAAAGGCUAACUGCUGUUGCUGCAACACUCAGCAGAAAAAGGGGAGUGUUGCAGGAGGAGCAACACUCACCUGACUGAGGAGAUAAUAACAAACGAAGCACCACACUUUAUGGUAAGGUUUUAGAAGAAUGUGCAGACCUCUAUCAUUUAAAAGUAAAAGUCUGACUAUUUCGGCUUUGUAAGAAAACUUUAAUGUGUAAGUUGUAAUUUGAACUGAAUCAACAUUUUGGCAGUAUUCUCUGAAACCAUGACCUCAGCUCAGGAGCUGCUUCGAUCUCAGAGGGAACUGUUGCUGAACUGGACUUGCGACCAUCCAGCUCCCCUGUUACGUUGGCUCUAUGACGAUGAGGUGCUCUCUCCCAGCUCCUACCUAUCUUUACUAGAAAAACCCCCACCUGAUGCUGUGGCUCAGGCUCUGGAGACAGCAUGUGCCUCAGAGGAGAGCAGUCAACGGUUCCUGCAGGUGCUGAAAGAAGUGCAAGAUUAUUACUGCAAGGAUCUGCACAUUUGGGUUGAUAGACACUGUAGAUCUUUUGCAAACAAGCAACCACCAUCUGAAGUGGUAGAAGCUGAAGAUAAGCACAAGAAACCUAGAGGACCCAUUGCUAAACUAUUCAAAAGGAAGAACAAAGGAUUCUCCAUAACACAGGAGGUUAGAGGUAAGAAAGAUCUAAAACCAACAAGGAGUCAAAGGGUGGCCAACCUAAAAGCUCAAAUUUCUAUCCACAAAACAACCUUCCUGAAGCGCAUGGAGGAGCUGAAGUGUUACUCGGAGGGCAGUGGAGAAGUUUCAAACUCAACUUCUCACAUUGAGAUUCGCUACACUGACCUCUUCGUGACAGAGGACAACGACUUCACUGACAGCAGUCAACAUGAGUACUUUGACUUAGCAAGCAGACGAGCCCGUAUCUAUGUCCACCAAUCAUGCCAGCGCAUUAGACCAAGCCAACUACUGAGUCCUCAAGAGACAACAGGACAGCCACCUAAAAGGGUUAAAGUGAAGGGUAUUGCUGGUAUUGGAAAGAGUGUAGCGGUCCAGAGGCUCGUCUAUGAAUGGGCAAUCGGAAAGAGCAUGCGCGAAUUCACCUGCAUCUUUGAUUUAUCUUUCAGAGAGCUCAAUCUAAUUGAAGCUCCUAUUAGUUUGUUGGAGCUACUGGGAGAGAAGUUCCGGCACUUAAAGGAUGCUCUUCCUGAUCUGUUCACUGCACCAGGAUCUCUGCUCUUCAUCCUUGAUGGCUUAGAUGAGUUUAGAUUCUCUUUAGACUGGAAAAGUAGGGACAAAAACAUUGGUAUAAAGUCAAAGCUGCCCGUGUCUGAGCUGGUAGUUGCUUUGAUUAAAGGAAAUCUUCUCCCAGAGGCAUCCAUCAUUCUCACAACAAGGCCAUCUACAGAAGCUCCAAAGCGUUUCUUUCAGAGAUGCUGUGUGGUGCUGGGCUUCGAGGAAAACCAGGUCAAAGAGUAUACCACCAAGUUCUACAAGGACAGGAAAGUCGCAGAAAAAGUCUACGAUUACAUCUCGAACAAUGACAGCAUUUUUGUGUUGUCCUUUAUUCCACUUUAUUGUUACAUCAUCUGUACUGCUAUGCUGGAGUUCUUCUUGGGAUCUCAGGAUCUUGGUGACUUUAAAUCUCUGGAGUUAAACCCACCCAGAACAGUGAGUGAGGUUUACUUCUGCUAUCUGUUUACAACAGUCAAACACCAUGCACUGAGGGCAAGUGCAGAAAGGUCAACUUCAAGAUCAGAAGUUCUCUCCCAAGCAAAGCAACAGCUGACAAACCUGGGAAAACUGGCUUACGAAAAUCUCCUGCAGAGGAAGAUCAUGUUCAGCAGAAAAGACCUGGAGAAUUAUGGUGUAACACCAGUUAAUAUUCAAAGCACCUUUCUUUGUCAGAUCCUUCAUCCUCUCAAAGAGGAGGCAGUGGAGAUGUUUUCCUUCUUCCACUUGACUGUUCAGGAACAUUUGGCAGCUCUCUACUGUGCCCUCAACCUCUUCAAUCAGGAGGAUAUAACUCAAGCUUUAAACCUCUGGUGCUUUGGGUUACAUCCACCAUCUGUCUCUUCUACAUUGCUAAAAAACAUAGAGCUUAACAUGGACAUCCUGGAUAGUCUUCAAAUGUUCACAAGGUUCUUUAUGGGACUUCUACGAACGAGAUUAGCGAAGCAACUAGAUGGCCUUGUUAACCCCUCCAAGGAGGAAGAGAAUGGAAUCCCCACCAGUCUGGGAUUAUGGUUCCAAGACCAAUUUAAACACAAGGAGAUGAAAAAUGAAACCGCAUUGAAUCUUUUGCAUUGUUUGAUGGAGUUUCACACGAACGAGACCACUACCAUCGCAGCACCAGAGAUUAAGAAGCUUAACUUGUUUAAAAUGAAGUUGAAUAUUGUGGACUGUGCAGCAAUGCACUAUGUGCUGAAGUUUUCUCCACACACGCUUCAGGAACUCAACCUGGGUUACUCCAACAUUGGAAACAGAGGACUCAACCGACUGAGGCCAAUCCUCCAUCGCUGUGAAUCUCUCUAUUUGAGAUACAACUGUCUGGAUUGGCAAGCAGCUUUAUUAGAAUCUGCAGUUCUGAAAUCAAACGAAUGCCAAGUCAAGAAACUCUUUAUGUGUGGAAACAACCUGGGUCCUGAAGGGGUUAAUGAGCUGUGGACCGCCCUGGAGAAUAACACCACUGUUGAAGAGCUCUAUCUGGACAUCACUGGUAUCACAGAGAAAGGGACGGAAAAUAUUGUUGACUGCCUCAGCAAAAACACUUCCCUUAAGAUUCUGACAAUUGUUGGAAAUGACAUUGGAGAGCUGGGCAGAAAAAGGCUCAGGGAACUGGAGAAAUUGAGACCAGAUCUAAGGAUUAUUGCAAACUUUGUGGACGACCUGGGGUUGCUCCAGGCCUACCUGGGCUGGGUGGAGGAGAUCCGUGCCGACAGGGACCAGAUGGACUCAGUGAAGAAUGUUGAUGCUCUGCAGUCAGUGCUGAGAGGCCUGCAGAACAGUGGGGGGGAAAUGGAGAAAGGAGAGAAUGCAGAUAAAGCUAUGGAGCUCCAGAUAAAGAUUGAGGAGCUGCUAAAAUCACAUUUGAUUGGAGGGAGUUGAACUUAACUUUUGUUUCAUAUUAUGUUGGAAUAAUCAAAAACAUUUUAAACAAAUUGACAUAAUGACUUUAGUCUGUUAAAGCAGGCAUCUCUGAAUUUAUGUGGCAUGUGUUAUUCAGUUUUUUCAAAAGAAGCUCUAGAAAUCACGGGUAAGUUCAGGUGGUUCUGUAAAUGCAGAUAUAAUCAAACUUAUUUGUCUUUAACAGAAUCUCCACCUUUUUUAGACAUUGAUCAUGAACUACUAUUAUUGCAGAUGCCAAACAUAAAAAAUGAGUAUUUCCUAGUCCAUAAUUCAUUGAAAGAGAAAAAUUAUUGUGCGCUCUAUUGUGUGCUUUGUCCCAGAAUGUUUGGUGGCUGAAAAUGUCCCAAGAACUAAAAAUAAA
Xiphophorus couchianus (Monterrey platyfish) is the source of this 5308-nucleotide messenger RNA. RefSeq names its product NLR family CARD domain-containing protein 3-like. The record is from RefSeq and is a predicted model, not a curated record. Gene Ontology annotation, cellular component: cytoplasm. The transcript is spliced from 7 exons. Lineage: Eukaryota; Metazoa; Chordata; Actinopteri; Cyprinodontiformes; Poeciliidae. Bases 2083 to 4926 code for a protein of 947 amino acids.